Aureobasidium musti is the source of this 1473-nucleotide messenger RNA. The record is from the annotation of a GenBank genome assembly. NCBI's taxonomy places the organism in Eukaryota, Fungi, Ascomycota, Dothideomycetes, Dothideales, Saccotheciaceae.
AUGACCACAAUCAACCCAAUCAUUCCAGGAUUUGCUCCAGAUCCAUCCGUUACUCGGAUUGGCGAUACCUUCUUCCUUGUCAACUCAACUUUCCACUUGUUUCCUGGCCUUCCCAUAUAUGCAUCCAAAGACCUUGUCAACUGGACACUGAUCAAUACAAAGCUUGAGCCUCAAGAUGAUGGCACCGUCAUGCUAGCCACAGGCGGGCUGUUCGCACCAACGAUCAGACACGAUUCGAAAUCAGGAAAGACAUACAUCAUCAACACCAAUGUCCUUCAUCCUGAAAAUGCUGGCGACAAACCCGAGAACUUCAUCAUCGAGACCGACGAUAUCUGGUCAGACAACUGGUCAGAUCCAGUCUACUUCGACUUCGAUGGCAUCGACCCAUCUAUCUUCUGGGACGAAGAUGGUACAGCAUUUAUAUGUGGCUCGCAUGGACCUGGUCCCAUGACCACAAUAAGCCUGUUCGAAGCUGAUCUGUCCACUGGCAAGAAGUUGUCAGAAGAAAAGACUGUUUGGAAGGGAACUGGAGGCAUAUACCCAGAAGGUCCUCACAUCUACAAGAAAGAUGGCUUCUACUAUCUGCUCAUCUCUGAAGGCGGAACCUUCAAGGACCACAUGAUUACUGUCGCAAGAUCGGAAAAUAUAUGGGGUCCCUACGAAGCGAACGAGAAGAACCCGAUCCUUACUGCCGCUGGUACAGAUAACUACGUCCAUUGCACUGGGCACUGCGACAUGUUCCAGGAUAAGGACGAUCAGUGGUGGGGCGUCUGUUUAGGCAUGCGCAUGCAGGGCUCAAGAUUCCAUAUGGGCCGCGAGUCGUUCUUGGUCACUGGACAUUGGGAGCAAGGUGAAUGGCCAAGACUUGACACAGUUGAGGCAACCUCAUCACACAAGUUCAAGAACGAGGUGGUCAAAACGAACAAGACUGGUUUGGACUGGCUCUAUAUCCGCGAUGCCAAUCUCCAACACCACAAGAUCGAAGGCUCGACCAUCCGCCUGACUCCAAGCCAGGCAGAUAUCUCUCAAUGGAAACAGCCUGUCUCGUUCGUUGGCAAGCGUCAGAGAAGGCUCGAUGGAACCGCUGCAGUGACUCUCGUACUGCCAGAAACAGGAUCUUCUCGCGCAGGUCUUGUGAUCUACAAGGACGAACAUCGGUACACACGUAUCUACUACAAUAGUGGCGACAAAAUCAUCUGCUUCGAAGUUGUCAACAACGGAAAGAAGAUCAGCAGACAUGAUCAGGAGGAGAUCUCAAGCGAAUCCUCUGAUAUCAAAUUGUUGGUCGAUUACACCGAAAAUCAGCUUGUGUUCCAGUACGAGGAAGAAGAAGGCGUGACGAAAACUCUUGGUGUAGUUGACACGGCAGAAUUGUCGAAUGCAGACUUUGUCGGCCCGGUCAUCGGGGUUUUCGCUGUCUCUGAUGAAGAGAACGAUGAGGUUGUGUUUAGGGACUUCGAGCAUGAGCACUAG